UUAAAAGUUUCAAUUUAAAAAGCAGAUGUUGAGCUUUAUUGAAACUUGCCUUUCGAGAUAGGCAACUUUAUAUAUACAUAUGACUCUCAACAACUUCGUAGUAAAUUUUUGGUUAACUUGAAUUUCUUUUAAAUUACGAUGGUACCACGGCCGCACAAUCAUGGUGCAGGACAUUCCUGCGAAGGGGAUCACGACCAUCAUGACACUCCUGAAAUGGGCCUGCAGUACAGUCUGUACUCUAAAAUCGACAAAGAUAACCUGGAGUGUUUGAAUGAAAGCACUGAGGGAUCUGGUAAACUGGUUUUUAAACCUUGGGAAGAAAGAUUGAAUUUUGGCACAUAUGUUGAAUCUGAUGCUGAUGAAGAACUUCUUUUCAAUAUUCCUUUCACUGGCAAUAUCAAGUUAAAAGGAAUUGUUUUAAUAGGCAGUGAAGAUGAUUCACAUCCAGCAAAAAUGCGUCUGUUUAAGAAUAGACCUCAUAUGACCUUUGAUGAUGUCACUGUUCCGGCAGAUCAGGAAUUUGAAAUGCAGCCAGACAUAAAUGGAAGUUUAGAGUAUUCAACAAAAGUAGUAACUUUCAACAAUGUGCACCACCUAUCAAUUCAUAUACCUUCAAAUUUUGGUUCUGAUCAAACAAGAAUAUAUUACAUUGGUUUGAGAGGAGAGUUCUUUGAAUCCCAUCAUCAUGGUGUGACGAUAUGCACUUACGAAGCGAAGCCAAACAUGUCCGAUCAUAAAAAUCCUCUGUCAGAUACUGUUUCACAUGGAAUUCAGUAAAAAUUGAUUUGAUAGCAGAAA
This is a messenger RNA of Dalotia coriaria, 798 nucleotides long. RefSeq names its product PITH domain-containing protein GA19395. Gene Ontology annotation, cellular component: nucleus. Bases 139 to 777 code for a protein of 212 amino acids. The record is from RefSeq and is a predicted model, not a curated record. The transcript is spliced from 4 exons. Lineage: Eukaryota; Metazoa; Arthropoda; Insecta; Coleoptera; Staphylinidae.